Molecule: messenger RNA, 1650 nt
Organism: Capsella rubella
Lineage: Eukaryota; Viridiplantae; Streptophyta; Magnoliopsida; Brassicales; Brassicaceae
Product: putative 57 kDa heat shock protein
Source: RefSeq, a predicted model, not a curated record
AUGCCGAUCUUGCACAUCGUUCCGGUGCCUCAAUCGCCUCGAGGGUUUUACGCAACGAACAACCCGUACCAAGUGAGCGGACCAAAAGGGUUUAGUGAGUUCAAGUACAUGGAAGAGACCCAUGAUCUGUACGUGAGGCUUGACUUCCCAGGAAUCACGAAAGAGAGUUUGGUCAUCCGUCUAGAACAGUCGAGGAAAGCUGUUAUCGUGAUCGGAGAAGCACCGAAAGGGAGCAAACACGACUCUUCUCCCCGCAAGUACGGAACCGCCACGGGACUCAUCUGUGACUGCUGUGUUAUCAGUAACAUACAGUGUUUCAUUGGUGAUGGUGUCGUUAGACUCAUCCUUUCCAAGAAGAAGAUCAAUCUCCCUGUUCCUACCUUAUGUACCCUCGGAGGUGCAAGGAUGCCUACUGAUUUACCUGCUAACAUUAUUCGUGGAUAUGACCCAGAAGUAUCAUUUGAGCUUCUUUUAGAGAUGAGUCAUGGUUGUUUUUAUUUAGUAUGGUAUAGUAUAUCUGACAUUGUUCAUGGUUUUGUUUUGAUUCCAAUUGUUGCAGUCGCAGGUGGCCAUCCUCUCGCUCAUCUCCGUGGACUUAACCCGGAAGGUCGCCAUGGCACUGACCCUCUUGAUCCGGCGUUCACGGGUCCGGUGAUACUGCCACACCCGUCAGUGUUGGAGGGAUCCACGAGCGCUUACGAGUCAAAGCAGCUCUCAAACGGUGGUCUGUAUCUCCGUAUCGACAUGCCUGGUGUCCCCGACGACAGAUUCGCGGUGGCAGUUGACGGCAACGAUGUUCUCAACGUCAUGGGGCGAGCUCCUGAGACCAUGCACGACUCGAAAGGGUUUUACGCAGUGAACAAUCCAUACCAAGCGAGCGGACCAAAAGGGUUUACUGAGUUCAAUCACCAAAGAGAGUUUGGUCGUCCUCUCGAACCAUCGGAGAAAACUGUUAUCGUCACCGGAGAUGCACCCAAAGAGAGCCCACACGAUUCUUCUCACCGCAAUAACAUUGAGAGUUUCGUUGAAAACGGCGUCGUUAGACUCCUCCUCUCCAAGAAGAAGACUAAUCUUCAUCAUACUCAUACCUUUUGUACCUACGCAGCUGAUGGCCGUCCUCUUGCUCAUCUCAGUGGACUUAACCCAGCUGAAGGUUGCCGUGGCAUUGACCCUCUUGAUCCGGCGUUCACGGGUCCGAUCAUAGUACCACACCCGUCAGUGUUGAAGGGAUCCAAGAGCGCUUACGAGUUAAAGCAGCUCCCAAAUGGUGGUCUGUUUCUGCGUAUUGACAUGCCUGGCGUCCCAAAAGACAGAUUCUCGAUGGUAGUGGACGGAGACGGUGUCGUCACCGUGGUUGGACGAGCUCCUGCGAUCAUGCAUGACUCAUGUGGGCGUAAUUACGUAGGCAAGGUCGCCCUUGUCCCUAGAGGCUAUGACGGCCGUCGGAUCGAGAUAAACGCCAAGCAUGGUGUCGUCCGUCUCAUUAUCACUCCCUAGCUUUUGGAAUUCACUUCAUCGCAUCUUAAUAUUAUUAUAUCAUAUAUGCUUUUGGAAUAGUCUUGUUUAAAACAAAUUGACCUUAUGCACCUGUUUGUCUUUUCUUUUGAAUUUCGGAAUAUUUCAAGAACACUAAUUGAUAUGGACUUUAAU